Molecule: messenger RNA, 3078 nt
Organism: Perca fluviatilis (European perch)
Lineage: Eukaryota; Metazoa; Chordata; Actinopteri; Perciformes; Percidae
Gene: hk2
Product: hexokinase 2
Exons: 18
Coding region: 250-2988 (912 amino acids)
Biological process (GO): glucose 6-phosphate metabolic process; glycolytic process; intracellular glucose homeostasis
Cellular component (GO): cytosol; mitochondrion
Molecular function (GO): fructokinase activity; glucokinase activity; ATP binding
Source: RefSeq, a predicted model, not a curated record
GUCGAGGAACUACUACAAACUUCAGGAAGCUGGAGGAAGUUUCUUAUUAACGUUACGACUGCGUUUUUAACCUUUUAACUACAGUUUAAAUUCCCGAGUUUUUGCGACAACAAACCAAGCGGCGGGUGAAAAUACUAUUGUUUUUGUGUUGAUUAUUUAAAAAAAAGCUGUCUUUGUAGCUCAACUGUGUGCAAGUGUAAAGCAGAAGGACGAGCAGGAAAUAAAGUCGCUACACAUCACUAACUAAAGAUGUUAGCUUCGAGUCUGCUGGCUAACUACUGUACCGAACUUCAUGAUGACCAAGCGCAUAAAGUGGACAAAUACCUGCACCAGUUUCAGCUGUCAGAUAAGACUUUGAUGGAUUUGUCAAUAAGAUUUCGACGAGAGAUGGACAAAGGCCUGUGCAGAGACACCAACCCCACAGCUGCUGUCAAGAUGUUGCCCACGUUUGUGCGCUCCACUCCUGACGGAACAGAACAAGGUGAAUUCCUGGCACUAGAUCUGGGUGGAUCCAACUUCCGAGUGCUUCUGGUCAAAGUUAUGGCUGAUGGCAAGCCAGCGGUGGAGAUGGAAGAUCAGAUAUAUGCCAUUCCUGAACACCUCAUGAGAGGCUGCGGAUCUGAGUUAUUUGACCACAUAGCUGAUUGUCUGGCUAACUUCCUGGAGAAGUUGGGUAUAAAGGAUAAAAAGCUUCCUCUGGGUUUCACCUUCUCUUUUCCCUGUCAGCAGACCAAGUUGGAUGAGGCUGUUUUGGUGUAUUGGACUAAAGCUUUCAAGUCAAAUGGAGUAGAGGGAAAGGAUGUGGUCAGCCUUCUUAGAAGAUCUAUCAAAAAACGAGGGGACUUUGACGUUGACAUUCUGGCUGUGAUCAAUGACACAGUAGGAACCAUGAUGACCUGUGGCUACGAUGAUCAUCACUGUGAAAUUGGCCUCAUUGUGGGAACGGGGACCAAUGCCUGCUACAUGGAGCAAAUGAGGAACCUUGAGCUGCUGGACGGUGACGAGGGCCGGAUGUGUGUUAAUACAGAGUGGGGUGCUUUUGGAGACGAUGGGGCUCUGGAGGACCUGCGCACCGACAUUGACCGGGAAAUAGACGCAGGCUCUCUGAACCCUGGCAAGCAGCUGUUUGAGAAGAUGAUCAGUGGCCUGUACAUGGGGGAACUUGUGCGUCUAAUCCUGGUGAGAAUGACCAAGGAGCAGCUGCUGUUCCAGGGCAAGACUACAGCAGAGCUCCUCACCACGGGAAGCUUCAACACCAGCUACAUCUAUGCCAUUGAGAAUGACAAAGAUGAGGAAGGCCUGGCGAGUGCAGAGAAGGUGCUCCGGGGCCUGGGUCUGGACCCGUUGGUUGAGGACUGCAUAUCCACUCAGAGGGUGUGUCAGAUAGUAUCUACACGGGCCGCACAUUUGUGUGCUGCCACUCUAGUGGCAGUUCUGCGGCAGAUUCGGGAUAACAAAGCAGCUGAGAAGCUGCGUACGACUAUUGGCGUGGACGGCUCUGUUUACAAGAGUCAUCCAGAAUUUUCGAGGAGGCUCCACAAGAUGGUAAGGCGACUUGUGCCGGACUGUGAUGUGCGUUUUUUGCAGUCGCAGUGUGGCAGUGGGAAGGGUGCAGCCAUGGUAACAGCAGUAGCCUACCGCCUUGCCGCUCAACAUGCUGAGCGUCAGCGCAUUCUCGACACCUUGCGUUUAAGCCGUGAACAGCUGCUGGAAGUAAAGAGGCGAAUGAGUGAGGAGAUGGUGCGAGGCCUGUCGAAGCAAGCGCAUGAGCAGGCAAGCGUCAAGAUGCUUCCCACCUAUGUUAGAGCCACACCGGAUGGAACAGAGAAUGGCGACUUCUUGGCUUUGGACCUUGGGGGCUCCAGCUUUCGGGUACUGCUGGUGCGCGUGCGAAGUGGAAAGAGACACAAUGUGGAGAUGCACCACAAGAUCUACACUAUUCCACAGGAGACGAUGCAGGGCACAGGGGAAGAGCUUUUCAGCCACAUUGUGUACUGCAUCAACGACUUUCUGGAAUACAUGGGCAUGAGUGGAGCAUCCUUACCUCUGGGAUUUACAUUCUCCUUCCCCUGUCAUCAAAGCAAACUGGAUCAGGGCAUUCUUCUAAAGUGGACAAAGGGUUUCAAAGCCAGCGGCUGUGAGGGACAAGACGUUAUCACAUUACUUAAAGAUGCUGUCCACCGCAGAAAGGAAUUUGACUUGAGCUUUGUGGCGGUGGUUAAUGACACAGUGGGAACCAUGAUGACCUGCAGCUAUGAGGACCCCAAAUGUGAAGUGGGACUCAUCGUAGGUGAGUCUGUCAACCCCUCACCUUCCUCUCUGGAAGGUGGAAGGGGGGGGGGGGGGGGUUGGAGUGGGGGAGCAUUUGGUGACAAUGGCGAACUUGAUGACUUCUGCACCCAGUUUGAUCGCAUUGUGGAUGAUUGCUCUAACUAUCCUGGGAAACAGAGGUAUGAGAAGAUGAUCAGCGGCAUGUACCUGGGGGAGAUAGUGAGGAAUGUGCUCAUGGAUUUUACUGCCAAGGGCUUACUGUUCCGAGGCAAACUGUCCGAGCGACUCAAGACCCGAUGCAUCUUCGAGACAAAAUUCCUGGCACAGAUUGAAAGUGACCGCCUGGCCAUGCGACAGAUCCGCUCAAUUCUGCAGCACCUGGGCCUCACCAGCUCCACAUGUGACGACUCCGUACUGGUGAAGGAAGUGUGCAGUGUGGUGUCACGCCGUGCAGCUCAGCUCUGUGGUGCUGGUUUAGCUGCUGUGGUCGACAAGAUACGACAGAACCGCAACCUGAAUCAGCUUUCCAUCACCGUGGGAGUGGACGGCACCCUUUAUAAGACACACCCUCAUUUCUCCAGCAUCAUGCAGGAGACAUUGCAGGAUUUGGCACCGCAGUGCCAGGUGACUUUCCACAAGUCCGAGGAUGGAAGUGGGAAAGGAGCAGCACUGAUCACAGCUGUGGCCUGCAGGAUCAAGCGCGACGGGCAGCACUGAAUUGUCAAGACUUUGGACAGGUAGAACCCAAAGCUCCUAUGACUGAUUUUUCUGUACCAGGUCACCAAAAUAAAGUCUCAUACACCUUGA